AAGAAUUAACCUGAAUGAAGAUAAGAAGAUAAAAAGAUAACACCUCGAUCGUUCGUCACGUAUCAUACGUAUCGUUCAAUACAGAAAGAAGAACAAAAAGAAAAAAGAAAAAAGAAAAAAGAAGAAAUAAGAAGAAAAUUCUAGUUUCUCUAUAUGGAAAGAUUUUACUUUCGCGGUUAAUGCACAUUACCUUUCCCUUUUUCAUCUUCGACGAGAACGAGAGUUCUACUACGUCAAACGAUCGUACGUGCGCGCGCGCGCGCGCACACGACUCGUUCUUUCUGUUUACGAAACAAACUUGUGAAGACACGAUGUGACGUAUGUAAAAGAGAGAGAGAAAGAGAGAAAGAGAGAAAGAGAGAGAAAAAGAGGGAGAGUUACUUACUUCAGUUCAUUGAGUGACGCGCGCGCGUCCACACGUAAACAUUUACGUAUGUGUUAGUAAAUACGUAAAACACAUACAUAUAUACACGUACGUACGUAUGGUUUGGACAACGACCACACCUAUAAGAUUCAAGAGAUAGAAAGAUAGACAGACGCUUUCGUUUGUACGCGUGCAGAAAGAUGGCCGCGUCGUUUAACCGUCAUCAUUCAUCGGCUACAUAUAACAUUAUUAUAUUCAUCGUUUAUAUUUGUUUCUAUCUUAAUACGUGUCCUAUAAUUCUCAGCGAAGAAAGAAUUUCUCAAGGUAGCAGAUAUUAUAAUCGUGAUGGCGUUUAUGUGCCACCGAAUCCAGCCGGCUAUCAGACCUAUGUCUACAAAGAUAGGAGAUAUGGAUAUCAACCUAGCUACCUUGAUCCUAUUUACAGGGGUCCAACUAGGGCUCCAGAGGAUCGUUACCUUUAUGGGGACAUGACACCUAGUGUACCGUUACCUGGAAUACUCGGUGGAUGGCGACAGGAUCUUCAAGGAAAAGAGAGACAGGAUUCUUCAAAUUUAAAAACUGAUGUUUUUGUUACAACCAGAUAUGGACAAGUUCAAGGAUUUGAAGUUAAUUUAUAUGACGAUCCGAAUGCACAGCAUAGACCUUGGAAUGUACAAGUUGAAAGAAUUACAAAAAAUGUUAAUGUAUUUCUGGGAAUACCUUAUGCUAUGCCACCUACGAAGGAUGGUCGUUUCAAGCCACCAAAGCCGCAUAGAGGAUGGCAACUCUUACAGGCCGUUGAUUGGGGUCCAGCGUGUCCACAACCCAGCUCAUAUACUGGGGCUACAAAAGGAGUACGCGACGUAGAUGAAGAUUGUUUGUAUUUAAAUAUCUUUUCGCCCAAUAUUGAUUCAGGAUUAGCACAGCCAUAUUCAGUGAUGCUUUAUAUACAUGGAGGUGAAUUUACUCAUGGCGCAAGUAAUUUAUUUCCGGCACAUAUAUUGGCAGCAUUUUAUGACGUAGUAGUUGUAUCUAUAAAUUAUAGAUUGGGAGCGCUUGGAUUUUUAAGUACAGGGGAUGAAAAUAGUCCAGGAAAUUAUGGUAUUUUAGAUCAAGCAAUGGCAUUACGAUGGGUUUAUGAUAAUAUUGGUGAUUUUAAUGGUAAUCCUGAUGCUAUAACAUUGUUUGGACCUGGAGCUGGUGGAGCAAGCGCAGGCUUAUUAAUGGUAGCACCAAGAACACGACAAAUGGUUUCAAAAGUUAUUGCACAAUCGGGCUCGGCAUUAGCCGAUUGGGCAGUAAUAAUGGAUAAAUAUAGAGCACAAAAUACAUCAAGAGUUUAUGCAGAAAUGCUUGGUUGUAGUAUAGAGAGCAGUUGGAAAUUAGUGCAAUGCUUGAAAGAUGGUCGUAAUUUUUUUGAAUUGGGAAACUCUGAAUUUAAACCACACGUAGGAAUGUUCCCAUGGGCUCCCGUAUUAGACGUUAAUUUUACAGUACCACGUGAUAAUUUAUACGAGGAUUGGGCAGCUUCUGAUUGGCGUUUCUUUGCAGAAACUCCUGAAGAAAGUAUUAAAACUGGAAAAUAUAAACGAGAUUUGGCAUAUAUGGGAGGUGUUACCACUCAAGAGGCAGCAUUUAUUUUAUAUAACAAUGAAACCUUGGCUAGGAAUGAUUAUAUAAUAGAUAAAGAAUUAUUCGAUCAAAAAAUUUGGGAAUUAGUUUUACGUUAUAAUUAUACACUUAAUCCACAAGGUGUUUACGAAGCUAUAAAAUACAUGUACACAUAUUGGCCAGAUCCAAUGAAUGUUACACACAUUCGUGAUCAAUAUAUAAAUAUGUUAACUGAUUUUCAUUAUGUUGCACCAUAUGAUAAAAUAGCAAAAUUAUUAGUAGAGAAACAUGUGCCUACUUAUUUGUACGUUUUAAAUACGACUACAGAAGCCUUUAGACUGCCACAUUGGAGACGAGUACCUCAUGAUACCGAAUUACUUUGGUUGACUGGUGCACCUUUUAUGGAUGUUGAAUUUUUCCCUGAAAAAUGGAAAUUAAGAAGAGAUAUGUGGACGGAAAAUGAUCGUAAUAUGAGUCGUUUCUUUAUGAAGGCAUAUUCUAAUUUUGCAAAAUAUGGACAUCCAAGUCCUUCACAGAUUUUGGGAUUACAUUUUGAUGUUGCUAAAUAUGGUCAAUUGCAAUAUUUAAAUAUUAACACAACAUUCAACAGUUCAAUUAUGAUAAAUUAUCGUCAAACCGAAAGUGCAUUUUGGUCGAUGUAUUUACCAACGGUUAUUGGUAGACUAGUCCCAACAUAUCCACCUGUUACCGAGUACUGGUGGGAGCCUAAACAACCUUUACAAAUUGCAUUCUGGUCAAUGUCAACUGCCUGUUUAUUAUUGAUGGUAGUUUCGGUAGUUUGCUGUAUGCUUUGGCGUAAUGCCAAAAGACAAUCUGAUCACUACUAUAGCGGAGACAUCUUGAUGAUACGAGAGGAUGAACAUUCGUCGGAAGGAAUCGAAAAUUUGAAUCGUGCUUCUAAAGAAAAUAUAUACGAGUAUCGUGAUUUACCACCAAGAACUAGAGUACCACGACAGAAUGAAGCGAGAUUACAAGAACGUUUAGCGCAGAAUAGAAAAUUUAGUUCAACGCCAUCGUUAAGAAGUAAUUCAAAUGUAUCUUUAAAAGAUAUGAGAUCAGAAGGUUUUGUUACGAGCUCUCCAAAUGGUAAACCUAGGCUCAAUAAAGCCGCCAGUCAAUCUACACUGCCCAAGAUUAAAAGUAAAACACAAUUAGUACAAGGUGUACCACAAACAGCUGUUUAAGCAGAAAUAUUUUCUGAAAAUAUAAUAACAAAUGAUGUGCCAUAAAAGAACCUUUGAGAAGCAGCUAUUGAGAACUGAUAUAAUAAUAAUGGCGGCUAUAUAUAAUAAUAGCUAAAAAUACAACAAUUUUUAUAAAGGUUCUAACAUCAAUUUAUGGUACUUAAUAAAAAUGAUUAAAUGUUAUCGAAUACAAGACAUUCCUAGAGAAUCAAAAGAUUAAUUUUAAUCGCAUUAUUACCAUUAUAUAAUAAGGAUAAUAUUUUAUACAACCUUUUGCAGAAAAAUAUCUUUAUUUUUACUGCAAUUUAUCCGUCCAUUAUAUCUUAGAAAUAUAUAGAAAAAAAAUAUAUGUAUAUUCUGGU
Vespa mandarinia (Asian giant hornet) is the source of this 3542-nucleotide messenger RNA. RefSeq names its product carboxyl ester lipase-like protein Gli (gene Gli). Lineage: Eukaryota; Metazoa; Arthropoda; Insecta; Hymenoptera; Vespidae. The record is from RefSeq and is a predicted model, not a curated record.